This is a messenger RNA of Drosophila mojavensis, 975 nucleotides long. RefSeq lists its product as uncharacterized. NCBI's taxonomy places the organism in Eukaryota, Metazoa, Arthropoda, Insecta, Diptera, Drosophilidae. The transcript has 2 exons. The coding region runs from base 274 to 891 and encodes 205 amino acids. The record is from RefSeq and is a predicted model, not a curated record.
GUUUUAAGUCAAAUUCGAAAAGUAUUUAAAAUCUACAUACAUAUAUAUAUAUAUAGAAACUAUAAUCAAGUUUACAUUGUGACGUCACAAGUUGUGCUUCGUGCUGCUUUGUUUCGGCAUUUCAUAACGCAGCCAUGUUAAAAAGCUCCAAUCGAGAAUAGAUUUGUUGAUAUUUGUUGUGAAAUGUUUGUAUAUCACUCUCAGUUUGUUUAUUUAUACCGGCGACAGAACUGUCCAAAUUGCUAGUCAGCUUUGAUAUAUAAUACCGAAGAAAUGAUAGAGACUGAACCUGAAUCCAUUAUGAAUAAUGAUUAUAAUAAAAAAGCAGAAAGAACUUUAUUAACGUCAGAAGUGAAAGUAUUGUCCAUUGGAGAUCGGAGAGAAUGCUCCAAGCCAACGAAGCCUGCAAUCGUAUUUGAUAAAAAAGUCUUUUAUGAUGACUGUAAGAAGCAUUUUGGUCAACUCUUAUUGGGAAGUCGAAACUGUGUGCCCAAUGAUCGUUUUAUGAUGGACGUGUUGGAAAUGAACACAAUUGAAGAAGAUAAUCAACCCAGACGCUACCAUUUUCAGUGUUUGCCCAGCUCCUAUCCGGGUAUAUACAUGGACUGUAUGCAUGGCGUAUUCGGCCAGACUUUUUAUGCUGAUGCAGUAAUGCACGAGUUGAAAAAGCGACUGAAAGACCAAAAGUGGAUAUCAAAGAAUGUAUUGGAAUUUCCCAAGAAAACGAAAGUUUUUCGCUCGCGCCCUUGUUUUGAGGAUGAUUACUACGUUCACAAUCUGGCCCUUGAUAUUCUCUGUGAACAAAAGUUGAAAGUCUUUCAGUUUCUGCUCUAUUUACACAAACAAUAUGUAAACGAUAGGUUACAUUCUAAGAGAUUUCAACAACCGUAAAAUUUUCUGUAUAAUUGCUUGAUUUAAGUUGUUUUCCAUUUAAUAGUAUUUAAAGAUAUAACAGAUAUAUAUUUUAUAACAAUA